Messenger RNA from Gymnogyps californianus (California condor), 2696 nucleotides. RefSeq names its product F-box and WD repeat domain containing 11 (gene FBXW11). The record is from RefSeq and is a predicted model, not a curated record. Bases 127 to 1659 code for a protein of 510 amino acids. NCBI's taxonomy places the organism in Eukaryota, Metazoa, Chordata, Aves, Accipitriformes, Cathartidae. Gene Ontology annotation, molecular function: protein dimerization activity. The transcript is spliced from 14 exons.
CCUAGGCUGCCUUGUCUCUCUAACAGCAUUAGGAACAAGUCUGAGAAGGAAAACCCAUUCGAAUCCCCUUUCAUUCUGGAUUGGUGGAUCUGAAGCCCAGAAACAAAGUUUCAGAACACGUCAGUAAUGGAGGAUCAGAAUGAAGAUGAGUCUCCAAAGAAAAAUACCCUAUGGCAGAUAAGUAAUGGAACUUCAUCUGUGAUUGUCUCAAGAAAAAGACCAUCGGAAGGAAACUACGAAAAGGAAAAAGACUUGUGUAUUAAAUAUUUUGACCAGUGGUCUGAAUCAGAUCAAGUUGAAUUUGUGGAACACCUUAUUUCACGAAUGUGUCACUAUCAGCAUGGACAUAUUAACUCUUACUUGAAGCCCAUGUUACAACGGGACUUCAUCACUGCGUUACCAGAGCAAGGCUUAGAUCACAUAGCAGAAAACAUCCUUUCCUAUCUUGAUGCCAGAUCACUCUGUGCAGCAGAGCUGGUAUGUAAGGAAUGGCAGAGAGUCAUCUCUGAGGGAAUGCUAUGGAAAAAAUUGAUUGAAAGAAUGGUACGCACAGAUCCGCUAUGGAAGGGACUGUCAGAAAGAAGGGGUUGGGAUCAGUACCUGUUUAAAAACAGACCAACAGAUGGCCCCCCAAAUUCAUUUUACAGGUCCUUAUACCCAAAGAUAAUACAGGAUAUAGAGACUAUAGAAUCUAACUGGCGAUGCGGGCGACAUAAUUUGCAAAGGAUUCAGUGCCGCUCUGAAAACAGCAAAGGUGUCUACUGUUUACAGUAUGAUGAUGAAAAGAUUAUCAGUGGCCUACGAGAUAACUCCAUUAAGAUUUGGGACAAAACAAGCUUGGAAUGUUUGAAAGUAUUAACAGGACAUACUGGCUCAGUUCUCUGUCUGCAGUAUGAUGAAAGAGUCAUUGUAACUGGAUCUUCAGAUUCUACAGUGAGAGUUUGGGAUGUAAAUACAGGUGAAGUUCUGAACACGUUGAUUCAUCACAACGAGGCAGUGCUUCAUUUGAGGUUCAGUAACGGCUUAAUGGUGACAUGCUCAAAGGACAGAUCAAUUGCUGUUUGGGAUAUGGCAUCACCUACUGACAUCACCCUGCGCCGUGUCUUAGUUGGCCACCGUGCUGCCGUUAACGUGGUAGACUUCGAUGACAAGUAUAUUGUGUCAGCGUCAGGUGACAGGACCAUUAAAGUCUGGAGUACAAGUACGUGCGAGUUUGUUCGUACUCUAAAUGGGCACAAGCGUGGCAUUGCAUGCCUCCAGUACAGGGAUCGACUAGUUGUCAGUGGAUCUUCAGACAAUACCAUUAGGCUAUGGGACAUUGAAUGCGGUGCCUGUUUAAGAGUAUUAGAAGGCCAUGAAGAACUGGUUCGAUGCAUCAGGUUCGACAAUAAGAGGAUUGUUAGUGGAGCCUACGAUGGCAAAAUUAAAGUUUGGGACUUGCAAGCUGCUCUUGACCCUCGUGCCCCAGCAAGUACAUUAUGCCUGCGUACGUUAGUGGAACAUUCAGGACGUGUCUUUAGACUCCAGUUUGAUGAAUUUCAGAUCAUUAGUAGUUCCCAUGACGAUACAAUUCUGAUUUGGGAUUUCUUAAAUGUGCCACCCAGUGCCCAGAAUGAGACCCGCUCUCCAUCUAGAACAUACACUUACAUCUCCAGAUAACAGUCUGCACUUUACUACCCUCAGAAGGGUUUCACAGUCUUGAACUACUGGAUUUUUGGCUACUACAUGCCUGAAGAUGUUGAUUGACAGCUAAAGUCAGAAUUGGUUCUAGAUGCUGUGUAGAUGCAAAGCAGCACAAUUCUAUAUCUAAAUUUCUUAAUCUUUCCUGCUCUCAGUGGUCGUCUUUCAAUUUACUACAAAUUCACUGACUUCGAGUAGAUGAAUUUCAGAAGCCUAUCCUUCCCUGCAAUGAGAAAUCCAAAGCUUCACAUGUAAAUUGUCCGUAGAAACUGAACUCUGAUGGCUUGUUUUUCAGAAAUAAAUCGGAAGUCAAGAAAGGACUUGGCCUAAUUUAUAUUGCUUUGCACUUUUGUCUGACUUUAAAGAAGAAACAUUCUCCAAUGAAAUUUGGGUGCCAAACACAUACCCAGAAUGUACAGAGCUUUGCUUUCAAAGUCACCAUUGUCCUUUAGACUUUACUCUCAUGACAGAUUCAGAGCCUGUUUUGUUUGAUAGGAGUGUACGUUGGACUCUUAGAAAUAUUUCUGAAUUGCUCAGUAAUAUUUUUGGAUUACAGUUUACUUGUUUCUGCACCAAUAAUUUCUUUUAAAUUAAAGAUUACCUGUAAUUCAGGCUAGGUUAUCUAAACUAGUUGUAUAGCACUGUCUUUUUCCUUUUAACUGUGCUCUGUACUACAGCCGUCCUACGCUUCCUAAUGUUUGGUAUAGUAAAACCUUUCCAUGUGUGCUUGCCUCAUUUCAAAUACUGUAUAAGCAUGUAGAUAUAAUGUACAUAACAGCGCAACCUCCGGGUGCUAGGAGUCGGGGUUUCCUGACACUACACACUAAUACAAAAUGUGGUAGCACUUGGCAGCAGGAUGUUCUAACUACUGGCACUGUAGGGGUUAAUAUGAGUUACCUAGACAAUUUCUCUGCAAAAGGAGGUUUUCAGUAUUCAUUAGGAUUUUUUUAAUGGGAACUACAUAUUUUAAAAUGUAAUUUCUAAACUUUUUAAAAAUUAAAAAAAUGUUUAAUUUA